CCGCGGCCGCAGCGCGGGAGGGCCUCAGCCGGCUCGGGCCGGCUCCAAGCACACGCGUCCCCGGCAGCCCCUCGGAGCUCUCCGCCCCUCCGCGUCCGAGGAACUGCUGGUCGCGAGGGAAAUGCCUGCAGCCCCAGGAUUUAGCGGGCGGUGCGCAGUUGAACGGGCCUGCCCAGCUGCUGGUGGCGGACCCCCCCAAAUCCUGGCAGAAGCGGUUUUGAUUUCACUUUCGCCACCUUUCACUUUUUGCCCUCCAUAGACAAGCAAUGGAGACCUCACCUAGUACAAAGUGCAGGAGAUUAAGCGGGUUCUGCUGGAGACUUACAUUUGGCCUCAAUGUGAAAUUAAAGUAGAAAAUCACAUCUACAUGUAUGUUGCUAUCAGGAUGUUGAUUCAUUGGUCAUGCCUGAAGAGGGAAAUUCAGUUCUAGAUGGCUGACUGCCAGCAAAAAUAAAUGCUUACCCUAGAUGUCAAGCAUCUCUCCUUUUUACUGGAGUGAAAAUCCCCUCCAGAUACCAACAGAACAUCACUGCAGAAAAUGCUCCGCAUUUUAAGGAUGUCAGCAACCUAAAUUCAUGCGCCCUAUCUGUACAGUUGUUGUGGAUGGUUUACCAUCUGAAAGCUCCUCAAGCUCUUAUCCAGGCCCUGUAUCUGUCUCUGAAAUGUCUCUGCUUCAUGCUUUGGGUCCAGUGCAGACCUGGCUGGGACAAGAGCUAGAGAAAUGUGGCAUUGAUGCCAUGAUUUAUACUCGAUACGUCCUCAGUCUUCUGCUGCAUGACAGCUAUGACUACGACCUGCAGGAACAGGAGAAUGACAUCUUCCUGGGCUGGGAAAAAGGAGCUUAUAAGAAAUGGGGAAAGAGUAAGAAAAAGUGCUCAGAUCUAACUCUAGAAGAAAUGAAAAAACAGGCUGCUGUCCAGUGUCUUCGAUCUGCUUCUGAUGAAAGCUCUGGUAUCGAGACUUUAGUGGAGGAGCUCUGCUCCAGGCUGAAGGACCUGCAGAGCCAGCAAGAAGAGAAGAUUCACAAAAAGUUAGAGGGGUCUCCCUCUCCAGAGGCAGAAUUAUCCCCUACAGCAAAGGAUCAAGUGGAAAUGUACUAUGAAGCAUUUCCACCACUUUCUGAGAAACCAGUUUGCCUGCAAGAAAUCCUGACUGUGUGGAACAAGUCUGCAGUCUGUUCUUACCCUAGCUCUUCUUCAUCGUCCACAGCCCCACCAGCUAGCACAGACACGUCCUCCCCGAAGGACUGCAACAGCGAAGGUGAGCUCAUCAAGGAGAGAAGCAGCGACAUGCCCACCACCGUGCACGAGAAAACCCAGAGCAAGAGUCAAAACGAGAAGGAGAACAAAUUUAGGAAUGGCACAGGUGAAGAAAGGCCGGCUUUGUACAAAAAGCAAAUCCGACAUAAGCCUGAAGGAAAGAUGCGCCCUCGCUCCUGGUCUUCCGGCUCCAGCGAAGGAGGCUCGAGCUCAAGUGGUAAUCAGGGAGAGUUAAAAGCAUCCAUGAAGUGUGUGAAAGUGAGACACAAGGCACGAGAAAUCCGAAACAGAAAAGGGCGGAAUGGGCAGAGCAGGCUUUCACUGAAGCAUGGCGAAAAGGCGGAAAGAAGCAUGCAUGCCGGAAGCAGCAGCAGCAGCAGUGGUUCCAUCAAACAGCUGUGCAAGCGGGGUAAAAGGCCGCUGAAGGAGAUGGGCAGGAAAGACGCCGGGAGCACUGAAGGAAGAGACCUGCACCUGGAGAGCAGAACCGACAGAGAGUACAAAGAGGAGCCGUUGUGGUAUACCGAACCGAUUGCUGAGUAUUUUGUUCCUUUGAGCAGAAAAAGUAAACUAGAGACCACAUACCGAAACAGGCAAGAUACAAGCGAUCUGACCUCAGAAGCAGUAGAAGAAUUGUCUGAAUCAGUGCAUGGUCUUUGUAUCAGCAACAAUAAUAUUCAUAAAACAUACCUCGCAGCAGGUACUUUCAUUGAUGGUCAUUUUGUAGAAAUGCCUGCAGUUAUAAAUGAGGACAUUGACCUCACUGGGACCUCAUUCUGUUCUCUGCCGGAGGACAACAAAUACUUGGAUGAUAUUCAUCUAUCAGAAUUAACGCACUUCUAUGAAGUGGAUAUUGACCAAUCCAUGUUGGAUCCUGGUGCCUCAGAAACAAUGCAAGGAGAAAGUCGGAUUUUGAAUAUGAUUCGACAAAAAAGCAAAGAGAAAACAGAUUUUGAGGCAGAAUGUUGCAUAGUGUUAGAUGGAAUGGAGUUGCAAGGGGAGCGUGCAAUAUGGACAGAUUCUGCCAGCUCUGUGGGCGCUGAGGGCUUAUUCCCGCAAGACCUUGGCCGUCUGGCUCAGUUCUGGGAGUGUUGUUCAUCCAGCUCUGGCGAUGCCGACGGAGAGAGUUUUGGAGGAGAUUCUCCAAUUAGACUCUCCCCGAUCUUAGACAGCACAGUGCUCAAUCCGCAUUUGCUUGCUGGCAAUCAAGAGCUCUUCUCAGAUAUUAAUGAAGGAUCUGGUAUAAACUCUUGUUUUUCAGUGUUUGAAGUGCAAUGCAGUAAUUCUGUUUUACCAUUUUCUUUUGAAACACUCAACUUGGGAAAUGAAAAUACAGAUUCUAGUGCUAAUGUGCUUGGAAAAACACAGUCUAGAUUACUAAUAUGGACCAAAAAUAGUGCCUUUGAAGAAAAUGAACACUGUUCUAAUCUUUCAACAAGAACUUGUAGUCCAUGGUCCCAUUCAGAAGAAACACGUUCAGACAAUGAGACAUUAAACAUUCAGUUUGAAGAAUCCACACAGUUUAAUGCAGACGAUAUGAAUUAUGUAGUUCCUAGAGUCUCGUCAAAUUAUGUAGAUGAAGAACUUCUAGAUUUUUUGCAAGAUGAAACUUGCCAGCAAAACAGUAGAACUUUAGGAGAAAUUCCGACAUUAGUUUUCCAAAAAAAAUCUAAACUAGAAUCUGUCUGUGGUAUUCAGCUAGAACAAAAAACAGAAAACAAAACCUUUGAAACUACGCAAGUAUGUAGUGAAAGCAGCCCACGUGGAGAUGGCUACAGCUCAGGGGUUAUUAAAGACAUUUGGACAAAGAUGGCAGAUAGAAAUUCUGUAGCUGUGGUGGAAGUAGAAAGGAUUGAUGAUGAGUUGUUUUCGACAGAUGUAAAUAACUGCUGCUGCUGUUUGGACGCUGAAGCUAAAAUGGAGCCCCUCCAGGAGCCUAAUAAGGCUGUGCAGAGAUCCGAAUAUCGUCUGUGGGAGGGACAGAAAGAGAACCCAGAGAAAAGAGCUUUUGUUUCUGGUGAGCUAUCAAAGGUGGAUGGUGGUGAUUACACUACCCCCUCUAAACCUUGGGAUGUGGCCCAAGAUAAAGAGAACUCAUUCAUUCUCGGAGGAGUUUAUGGAGAGCUCAAAACCUUUAAUAGCGAUGGGGAAUGGGCAGUAGUACCACCCAGUCACACAAAAGGAAGUUUGUUACAGUGUGCAGCUUCUGACGUGGUGACAAUAGCUGGUACAGAUGUCUUUAUGACCCCAGGAAACAGUUUUGCUCCUGGUCACAGGCAGUUAUGGAAACCCUUCGUAUCAUUUGAACAGAAUGACCAGCCGAAGAGCGGGGAAAAUGGAUUGAAUAAGGGGUUUUCUUUUAUCUUCCAUGAAGACUUAUUAGGAGCUUGUGGUAACUUUCAAGUUGAAGAUCCUGGACUUGAAUAUUCAUUCUCUUCCUUUGACUUAAGCAAUCCAUUUUCACAAGUUCUUCAUGUAGAAUGUUCAUUUGAACCCGAAGGGAUUGCAUCUUUCAGUCCUAGUUUUAAACCGAAAUCAAUCCUCUGCUCUGAUUCAGACAGUGAAGUUCUCCACCCCAGGAUAUGUGGCGUUGACAGAACACAAUACAGGGCUAUUCGGAUCUCUCCUAGGACUCACUUUCGCCCUAUUUCUGCAUCUGAACUGUCCCCAGGAGGAGGAAGUGAGUCAGAAUUUGAAUCUGAAAAAGAUGAAGCAAAUAUCCCUAUUCCUUCUCAAGUUGAUGCAUUUGAAGAUCCACAGGCAGAUCUCAAACCACUGGAAGAAGAUGCAGAGAAGGAAGGCCAUUACUAUGGAAAAUCAGAGCUUGAGUCUGGAAAAUUCCUUCCCAGGUUAAAAAAAUCUGGAAUGGAAAAGAGUGCUCAAACAUCACUGGAUUCCCAGGAGGAAUCAGCUGGGAUUCUGCCAGUAGGAAAGCAGAAUCAGUGUUUGGAAUGUAGCCUGAAUGAGUCUCUGGAAAUCGAUUUAGAAAGCUCAGAAGCAAAUUGUAAAAUAAUGGCACAAUGUGAAGAAGAAAUUAAUAAUUUUUGCAGUUGCAAAGCAGGUUGUCAGUUCCCUGCUUAUGAAGAUAAUCCAGUUUCUUCAGGACAGCUGGAAGAGUUUCCUGUAUUGAACACUGAUGUACAAGGAAUAAAUAGAAGUCAAGAAAAACAGACCUGGUGGGAAAAAGCCUUGUACUCUCCUCUUUUUCCUGCCUCAGAAUGUGAAGAAUGUUAUACAAAUGCCAAGGGAGAGAAUGGUAUAGAAGAAUAUCCAGAUGUUAAAGAAAUGCCCAGUAAUGAAGAGCGUCUGUUAGAUUUUAAUAGGGUGUCUUCUGUUUAUGAAGCAAGGUGCACAGGAGAGAGAAAUUCUGGAGCAAAAUCAAACGGCUUCCGCAGAAAGAUGUACUCCAGUGCCAGCUCCGCCUCGGAGGACACGGGCUCGGAAGAGUUGAGGACAGCUAUCCUGUUGAAGAUUUUUUUUUUUCAAGCUGUUAAAUUCUUGGCUAUUUGAAAUAGACUAGAUGUGUUGUCCUACCAAGAAUGGGUGUGCAUGUGCUCGUCUUAGAAGCAUCACUGCCUGUUGCACCUUCACUGCAGCGCCUUCCUCCCAGCUGCAGUCACAUCACUGUCACCUUACUAGCGUCGCAGUGUCAGCAACCACCUCCGCUAUCCAGAGACUUUAGCUUUGGAACAUUUAGGCUUUGUCCUCUAAGAACUGGGAUAUGAAUACUUACCCUGCGGUGGAUCAGUGCCUUUCUGAAGGCAAGAGGGCAGCACGGGUGACUCAUCCCCGGUCUUCAUUCAGUAAAAUCUCAUGUACAUUUAAAGUAGGAACCACAAGGGUGUGCUUUUAGAGACUUACAAAAUACUGUGUUUUCUCUCUUAGGAUUUUCCCCCUAGAGUAUCAUGGACAAUACCAUGGUUUGUGACUUUCUUGCCACCUGAGGCAGCCAAGGCUUUGAGGUACGGGGUAGCGUUUGAGGCCAAGCGGGGUGAGAGCGCACCCCCGACCUGCUCUUAACGCUGCAGUUACAUUUCCCCCAGGCACCGCUCAGGGUUAUUUGCAGUGAGUCUUACAGUACUCGAUGAGGACCUUAGUUGCAGAUGAGAUUUUUCUGGUGACCGAUACUGAAUCGAAGCCCCCAGAACUUGAGACUGUAAACGUUUGGCACGCAAUAAAGGCCAUCCCAGCUCCCCAAAGAGACCUUGGCUGCUACAGCUGGCUGCUCUUGUGGCUGUGACUUAGUAUAGCUUAGAUCUCAUUUUGUGUUUGAGAGAAUGUUCUGGGCAAGUUCUGUGUGUGGCGGGUCGGAGGGUAGAGUACUGAUUUCCCCCAUACCUGUGUGAUUGCUUCAUGGGACCCGCUUUCCCGUGUCACUUGGGAACCCAGGGGUCAGUCCCUCUCAUCCAGUCCCGUCCAUUCGUGACGGUCGCUUCCUUGAGCUUUCACGCUGCCAUGCAACAGGUUGAAGUUAGAAGGAGCAACAUUUGCAAAACCUAAAGGUUUAAAAUUGUUUUUCUUUUUUAACCAACUCAUUGUUUUUUUUAAAAAAAAAACAAUGUAUGACAUCAAUUUAGCAUGUCUAACAUCAGGAAGUCUAAUAUGGGUGAGACACCUUCACCACUAUUUUGGCAGGCAGUAAACACAUAAUUUACUAGCUGGGAGCUGAACUGGCUGAGAAAUACAUGAUUUGCUUCGA
Molecule: messenger RNA, 5958 nt
Organism: Balaenoptera ricei (Rice's whale)
Lineage: Eukaryota; Metazoa; Chordata; Mammalia; Artiodactyla; Balaenopteridae
Product: KIAA0232 ortholog
Exons: 10
Coding region: 576-4769 (1397 amino acids)
Source: RefSeq, a predicted model, not a curated record